This is a messenger RNA of Gastrolobium bilobum, 1366 nucleotides long. RefSeq lists its product as uncharacterized. Lineage: Eukaryota; Viridiplantae; Streptophyta; Magnoliopsida; Fabales; Fabaceae. The coding region runs from base 352 to 1200 and encodes 282 amino acids. The transcript has 8 exons. Gene Ontology annotation, molecular function: 3'-5'-RNA exonuclease activity. Gene Ontology annotation, biological process: U6 snRNA 3'-end processing. The record is from RefSeq and is a predicted model, not a curated record. Gene Ontology annotation, cellular component: nucleus.
CUGAACUCCUUCCCCUUCGACGAAACUCCAUUUUCCAUCGCUCACAGAAUAUUCGGCUCUUUCAAUUUGGAAUAGAAGGGAAGAAGUUAAGGAUGGUGAAGUAGAAGAGUGUCUCACAGACAUAAGAGGAGCAUUAAUAUUCAAUUUCCUUUCAGCCAUCUUCUUCCAAAGUUGAACAACUGUUCUAUAUAUUUACAGAGAUGAUUUUCCAGAGAUGAAAUUGAUUCUUGUCGGCAUAUUCUAUUAUUGGAUUGGUCUUUAGCAAGUUUUAAAACAAAGUGCUCAUUUACUCCUCAACUUCCUUACAGUUUCAGGUCCAGAUCUUGGUAUGUUAUGUAGGUAGACUGAAAAAUGGAGGCAUUGAAAGCAUGUUAUGGGGAUGGAUCUUCUGAUUCAGAUUCGGAAUCUGCCCCUUCAACUCCAGCCUUAGCUUACUCAGAAGGAUUAACACCCUUGCCACCACCUCCUAUCUCACUGCUCGAUCCUUCAAAUUUUUUUGGGUCUCAAGAUCUGCAGAUAGGACAGACAACUAGAAUUAGGAGUUUCCCUCAUGUUGAUGGUGACUAUGCCUUACAUGUAUACAUACCAAUUGAUAUUUCAUCUCCAUCAAAGAAAGACCUAGCAGCUUUCUUGAAGAAAAUCUCAUCUCGGGAACCAAGUCUUUAUGUUGUCGAUGUUGAUCUCCCACUUAAUCUCCUCUGCAAAAAUGAUGAGAAGCUUGAACAAGUUGCCUUAGGAAGAGAAUUUCACAUAAGUUUGGGAAGAACGGUUCCAAUACGAGUACAUCAGAUUGACUCAAUGGUCUCAAUGCUAAGACAGAAGCUUCAAAAUCAACACCGUUAUUGGAUCGACUUUAACAAGUGGGAGGUUUUUGUUAAUGAUGAUUACACACGCACCUUUCUCUCAGUAGAAGUUGUUCAAGGAGGGUUAGUAGAGAUAACAAAGCAAAUUGAAGCGGUCAAUGUAGUUUACAAGCUUCAUAAUCUUCCUGAAUUUUACAAGGAUCCACGUCCUCACAUAUCUAUAGCAUGGGCAAUGGGCGAUAUCACCCACUCCUUGAAGAAAAAUGUUGAUGAGGAAAUGAAGAAGUUUAUUGGGAAAUCAUCAAAGAAAUGCAUUUUUAACUGUAAAUUCAAAGGUAUUGAGUGUAAGAUUGGCAAGAAAAUAUAUACAAUAUGUAAAAUUUCUGAUGGACAAUAAUAUAAAUAUAGUUUAAAAAGUAUAGGGAAAAAAAAGUAUGGGAUUUCCUGUAGUAUUUCUGGCUGGAUAGUGUUUUAUGUUGUGAAAUGGUGGGCUUUUUUGACUUAGUGACAGAUCGAUGAUAAAUAAAUUAAUUGUAAGAUGUGAAGAGUUUUAAGUUUUAGAC